UAUAAAAGGAACUCUCACCGUCCUCCAUGAACACAGACGGAAUCGAGAGGAGAGAUAGCGAGUACUGGCCGCCAGCAGCGCUAUUCAGAUUGCAGUACCAUUCCCCAAGUACAGUACACGCCAAGUAACCGUCACCAUGAAUCGUCUGAUCGUCCUCGUGGCUCUGGCCUCCUCGUGCAGCGCUGGAUACUCCGGAUCACCGGCCUACGGAGGCCACGGUGUCGGACCUGCGGGAGGCGCCGUGCAGUACGCGCCACCGGCGCCGGUCGGUGAGGAUGGAAGCGUGAUCGACACCCCGGAGGUGGCGCAGGCCAAGGCGGCUCACUUCGCGGAGUACGCCAGAGCCGCGGCUCGCGCCGCCGAGGAGAAGGCCCACCAGCAGGGCGUCCAGGGUGGCUACGCUUCCCAGGGUCUCGGCGCCUACGCCGCCGGCCCGACACCCGCCCCCUACUCUCGGCCAGCUUACGCCAGCCCGGCCCCCGUUUACGCGAGUCCCGCACCCUCUUACGCCGCCCCCGCACCCCAGGCCUACUCGGCACCCCAGCAGUACAACGGCCCGAGUUACUCGGCCCCCAAGGCCUACAACGCCCCGGCUACCAAGUCCGCCUUCGUCCCAGCGCCCCUCGCUGAGGAUGGAACCGUGAUCGACACCCCGGAGGUUGCCGCCCUUAAGUCUGCCCGUCUUGCUCAGCUCGCCGAGGCCGAGGCACGCGCCUACAAAUACGGUGGAGCCGAGGACUACAAUGGCCAGGAAUACGCAGCCGCUCCCCAAAGGUACAGCGCCCCAGCCGCCCCCCAGUACAACGCCGCCCCCAACGUGAGGUCCUACGCCGGACCCGGAUCCUACUCUCAGGGUGCCCGAGGCUACGCUGCAGCCCCAGCAGCCUCUUCUCCGAUCCGUUACGACGCCCCAGCCCCGACUGACAGGGACGGUCGCGUCGUCGAGACACCGGAAGUGGCUCAGGCCACGGCAGCUCACCUUGCAGCUCACGCUGCGGCGACCUCGUACCAGCCCCAACAAGCUUCUUACCAGCCCCAGCAGGCCUACCAGCAGCCACAGAGGGCCUUCCAAUCGGCCCAGGGAUACCAACCACAUUGGUUGAAGAUGAACGGCAAAGGGCCGACCAAUUACGAUCUAGGGAAUAACCAGCGACGGCUCUCUCGUCCCCAGCGCACUCCGAUCCGAUCCAAGUCCUAUAAGGUUUCACGUUUGUGGUGUCUUAGUAGCGCAGCGAUGAAAUUACUUGCGAUCUUCUCCAUCGCCGCUUCCCUCGUCGCAGCCACCCCUGGAUACCAGGUCAUCCCCCCGUCUGGAUACGGCUACCAGGGACCCUUCGCACCCUUGGCCCACGACGGAAGGGUCCUCGACACCCCCGAGGUGGCCCAGGCCAAGGCGGCCCAUCUGGCUGCUCACGCGGCCGCCGCUGCGAGGGCCUCACGACGACACCAGAUCUACGAUCAAGGCCCCGUUUACGACUACAACGAGGAGCCUAGCGCUUAUGAGGCCGCCGCGUAUUCCGCACCCUAUUCUCAAAGCUACCACGGACCACCAGCUCCUCUGGCCCACGAUGGACGCGUCGUUGACACACCUGAGGUCGCCCACGCCAGGGCCGCUCAUCUGGCCGCCCACGCUCGAGCAGCUUCCAUAGUCAGCCAGUACGGCGGAUACGAAGACCAGGGUGGUUACAGAGGCGGAUCGGCGGAAAGAAACGCGGGAUACGCGACACCGAUCCAGGUUUCCUACACGCAUUCCGCCCCCGUUGGAUACCACGGGCCACCGGCGCCUCUGGAUCACGAAGGGCGGGUGAUCGACACGCCGGAAGUUGCUCAGGCCAAAGCGGCGCACCUUCAGGCCUACGCAAAAGCCGCGGCGCUGGCUUCGCAGCAGGGUUAUUCCGCGGCGGAAGGGCCGUCCGAUGACAAUUCUUUGAAGGAAGGACCGUCCUACGAGGAGAACUAUUACUACUGACGUUGAGGACGGGGCUUUAUUCUCGCUUUGAGAUUCACGUUGGACUUUCCGUAUACCAUCAUGCUCGGCAACCUAGGAAGUUACGGAGAGUCUAACGAGCUUGGAAUUCGUCCAGGACACUGCCAUGCUCGGUGCGAAGGUUCGAACUCCCCGGUUGAAACGAAAAGGUCGUUCAAACGGUUCUGGGCAAUUUUCCAAAUUCUGAUCUCAUCUGGUUUUCUCACCUCGAGGAUUAUACAGUUCACACGAAUACUUGAAUAUCCUUUGUCGAAUCCAUUCCACAAAUUAUAUCAAUAACGACGCGAGAUGUUUAUAGAUAAAAAAAAAAUAUCGAUCAAAAAUUAGAAACGAAUUCCGUAUCGGAUGAGUUGAGCUCGAUCUUCCCAUUGCAUAACUGCUUUUCCGUUGAACUGUAAUUGGAUCAACAGUUGAUUGGCUUUUUCAUUGCGUUUUUAUCGGCCCAGACCGACUGAAUUUCAUCCUGUUAAUCUGUUGUAUCUCUUCUCGGAUCGCUUCACUCAGGUACGCGACGGUAAAAUCUCAUCGAUAUGGCCUCUCAUCAAAAGGAAGAGAAGAAUCGAGUUUCACCAAAUCACUUCACAAACACGCGCAGUCCGAUGAAAGCGAAUUGAUGAUCAAACCGACAGCCGUAACUUCAUCGCUCGUGUUUUACCGUCCUUUACUUAUCACGGUUUUUAUCUUCGUUUCAUUACUUCUUUCAACCAGGGAUAUUCGUUCCGUCUCUUCCGGCGCGCGGCUCGAUCACGACUUACCGCCGAAAUGUCUUCGCCACUAAUUUUUCUACGCUUAGAUAUAAUAAUUGUAUAAUUUACGUGUAGGUACGUUUGUCCUUUGAUAAAUUAUAAUAUGUUACUAUACUAUCA
Messenger RNA from Neodiprion fabricii, 2853 nucleotides. RefSeq lists its product as uncharacterized. Bases 137 to 1969 code for a protein of 610 amino acids. The record is from RefSeq and is a predicted model, not a curated record. The transcript has 7 exons. NCBI's taxonomy places the organism in Eukaryota, Metazoa, Arthropoda, Insecta, Hymenoptera, Diprionidae.